AUGUACGCCAAACUACCACCCAGUUACAUCACAAAAUCAUCGAUCUACUGCAUCGGUGGUGGGUUGCUCGGCUUUGGGGCUAUUGAGCUUCUCUUCGGUGGCGAGGUCUUCUACGAUAAGGGGUUAAUGCCGCUGGUGCACCGGCUCAGCGACGGCGAGACGGCACAUCGAUGGGCCAUCAAAGCGUGCAAGCUUGGGCUUUUGCCCCGAUUUGGCCCGAACCAUUGGGAAUAUCCGGAGCUGGAGUGUGAGUUUGCCGGUCAGAAAUUGAAGAACCCGAUCGGGCUUGCCGCCGGUUUUGACAAGGACGGUGAAGCGAUCCUCCCACUAGCCAACAGCGGAUUCGGCAUGAUCGAAAUUGGCGUGGGGAAGGUGCAAGUGCGUGUUAAGGCUGCACGCGCCGCCCCAUGGUCCCCCGGGAUGGCCGUCUUCGGCGUCAACCUCGGCAAGAAUAAGAUGACUUCGGAUGAAAAUUGCAAACUCGACUACGAGGUCGGCGUCAAUCAUUUUGCGAUGAAUUCCGACUACCUGGUCGUCAACGUGUCUUCGCCGAAUACCCCAGGGCUUCGCUCGAUGCAAGGGAGAAAACCGUUGGAACAACUUCUCGCCUACGUGAAGCGCGCGGUGGAUAUGCACAAACUGCCGAACCCGCCGAAGAUCUUCCUCAAGAUCGCCCCCGACUUGGUCGACGCCGAGCUGGCAGAUAUCGCAAAGGUUGUCAUGGAUCCGAAAUUUGGCGUGGCUGGGCUCAUCAUUUCGAAUACCACAAUCAGCAGACCAGACUCACUGCAAAGUUCGGAGAAAGAUCAAACCGGCGGUCUUUCCGGCGUGCCUCUCAAGGAGUUGAGCACGAACUGCAUCCGGAAAAUGCUAACUGGCGGCAAGGUGCCGAUCAUCGGCUGUGGAGGCAUCGCUUCGGGCGCAGAUGCAUACGAGAAAGUGAAGGCCGGUGCCAGCGUUGUGCAGCUCUAUACGUCGAUGGUGUACCAAGGUUUCCCAGUGAUAGGACGGGUAAAACGCGAGCUUGUUGAGUGUCUUCGCAAAGAUGGGCUGACGAAUAUCAGCCAGGCAGUCGGAGCUGACCAUCGUGCCACCAAGCCG
This is a messenger RNA of Mesorhabditis spiculigera, 1101 nucleotides long. The record is from the annotation of a GenBank genome assembly. NCBI's taxonomy places the organism in Eukaryota, Metazoa, Nematoda, Chromadorea, Rhabditida, Rhabditidae.